Molecule: messenger RNA, 1833 nt
Organism: Fonsecaea multimorphosa CBS 102226
Lineage: Eukaryota; Fungi; Ascomycota; Eurotiomycetes; Chaetothyriales; Herpotrichiellaceae
Exons: 1
Coding region: 1-1833 (610 amino acids)
Source: RefSeq, a predicted model, not a curated record
AUGUAUUCGUACCGUGCUGGAGGUGCACGGCAGGUUCCUCGCACUAUGCCUGUGCCAUAUGUGGAACCUCGCGCCGAUCCUGUUGCUGAUGCAGAGCCUCGCAGCAAGCCCCUCGUCGACCCCCGCCGCUCCCAUCCGACGGUGCCGACUUAUCAGGAAUUUUCAGGAUAUCAAAGAGCAAGCGGGGAACUAGCAGGUUACACGCUUGUACCUGGCGACACUUGGAGUUCGCCGUGGUCGUCUUCCAACAAUAGUAUGUCACCAUCACCGACUCAGAGUCAAACUCCUGGAGUUCGCAGGGAGAAUUCCACUGCGAGUGAGUUCCCGCCGAGCGUGUCGGAAAACGAAACUGUUGUUCAACCUCCUCGUAAUCCCGAACAGAGCAUUUCCUCGCAAUAUCGCUCAUUCAACGCCGUAUCUGGUCGAAAACCAACUAUAAAAUCGAGUUCCAUCCUUCUCGGCCAGAACACUCGCAGUCGGGAAAUUCAAGCUCGUACGAGCCACAGCAUCAUCGACGACGAAGAUUGGCAACAGAUAGAAACCGGAGACCGCACCAGUUCGGCUUCGGAUGGGGUUUUCCGCUGCACGACGAGCCCAUGGCGGAUGAGAGAGCCUCGGGUCACAGCAUCAUUGUCGUUUGACUCCGACCCGUCCAAUUGCGGCUUCAGUGACACCGCCAAUCCACCACUUGCAUAUCGAGAUCGUGAUUCCUGCAUUGGGCCUCCCGAGACUUAUCGAGCCAUAGGAAACCAAAGCCCAGUGGAUGACGGAGAAUUCUUCGCUACCGCUUCGCCAAUGUCCAGAGAGAUGGACACGGCGUCCUCUGGAGAAGAAUCAUUUGUUUUCAACUCUCAGUCUCCGCCAUCAUUCGACGGAGGAAGUCAGCAAGAAUUUGAAAACCUAGUUUCAGAGAUUGCGCAAGAAUUGGUGCGAGAAUUCUUGUCUGCCAGCGGAGGUACGCAUGUACGCACCCCCCAAAGCUCGCAAGAAUCGCCCACGAGCUCAAGCAAUGGAACUCGACCUUCCACUGGAUCUUCUGCAUCGACUACAGAGAUGACAAAUGUGGUAGAAUCGUCUCGAAAGAACAAACGCCGCGCACACGACGGCAACGAAAAGCCAAGAAGACCACAGAAGCCACGUACCGAGAGUCCCAUCCCGGAUGAUCUUGACUCAGAAUGUCUUCUUGCCUGCCCUUACACGAAAUUUGAUCCAGACAGAUAUUCAGAAAUGAACCAGAAUCUGCAUGAGAAGGCGUAUCGUCGAUGCCGAAGUGUAUGUCUCACAAAUAUCCCGCGGCUGAAGCAGCAUCUUUACCGGAUACAUCGGCGACCUGAAUAUUUCUGUUCGUCCUGCUAUGCCGAUUUUAAGUCGGAAAGCGAGUGUGAGCUUCAUGCUCGGGCAAGGCCAGCCUGCCUUUUGAAGGAGUGUCCCUUUCAGGAGAAGAUGACCCACGAACAGUAUAAGGCAGUCAAGCGCCGGAAGAUGAGAAGAGACGCCACGUCAGUGUGGUACGGAAUCUUCGACAUACUCUUCCCAAAUGCGCCGCGUCCAGGCACUCCCUUUCUGGAUGAUGCAACAUCCCCAGCCGCAAUGAAUCGUCUCCAAAAUUACAACACCUAUCUCGAAACUCAUCUACCCCAAAGGCUCUCUGAAAGAAUGGGUGGCCCUCUUUUCGAUGGAGAUCCUAUGAUGUUUCAGUGGCUCAUAAAUAUGGCUCUUGAGGAGACCUUGCCGACGGCCCUGCGGGAGAUGCACCAUACAUAUACGCUGACAUCUUUGGAGGGAACGAAUGAUGACCAAGUUGGCCGAAUGGGGCAUCAACCUGGAAACUGA